AUGGCUAAUACCCUAUAAAUAUAUGCUUUCAUAAUCUUCUCAAUCUUCCUCAACAAUUCCUGCACCAACAAAAACAUGUUCCUUCUCUUGAAAUCCUUGUCCAGAUCAGUCCACGAUGAACAACAUCAACACCAGCCCGAGUUUUCCGAAACCCAAGGCAAUGCCGGCGGUGUUAUUUGCACAUCACUAACAGUGUGGAGAAAAUCACUGUUGGUUAGCUGUACUGGAUUCACAGUGAUUGAUUGUACUGGAAAUCUGGUUUACCGAGUUGAUAAUUACAUGGGAAGACGCCCCAAGGAACUCAUUCUAAUGGACGCCAAAGGCACCUCCAUUCUAACAAUGAAACGUUGCAAGAAUCUUGGACUAACACAUAACUGGGUUAUCUACCGAGGGGAAGUGGGUGAUUAUUACUGUACAUCAGUUGUAUCAGAAAAGCCAAUUUUCUAUGUGAAGAAGUGCAUGAACAUUUUGCAUACCAACCCUAAUGUGCUAGCAUACGUAUAUCACCGGUCGUCGGACAAAAGGUACACGUACACGAUCGAAGGAUCGUAUUCGCAUCGAUCGUGCAAAGUGGUGGAUGAGAAGAAGAGAGUGGUUGCAGAGAUCAAGAGGAAAGCUGCAAUGAGUGGAGGUAUUUCCUUCGGCCUAGAUGUGUUUAUGUUGAUUAUAAAGGCAGGAUUUGAUCCUGGAUUCGCCAUGGCUCUGGUUCUUUUACUGGAUCAAAUGUUCACUUAG
Molecule: messenger RNA, 735 nt
Organism: Hibiscus syriacus
Lineage: Eukaryota; Viridiplantae; Streptophyta; Magnoliopsida; Malvales; Malvaceae
Product: protein LURP-one-related 17-like
Exons: 2
Coding region: 76-735 (219 amino acids)
Source: RefSeq, a predicted model, not a curated record